AUGUCAAAAAUUCUAAUCACGAUUUUUUCGAGAACACUGCUUCGCAUCCAAGCUGCCUGUUGCUACCAAGUAAGGUCUACCCUUACCUCGCAGGAAGCGGUACGAUGCUAUAAGAGUGCGUCAAUCAUGUUCCUGUUCUUUGCAUGGAUUUCAUUGGCGAACGCUUUCAUAAACCCGACCAGCAAUGAACUGAUUUCAAAGAGCUUGAAUGGAAAUUGUGGUUCUCCUGACCUCAGAUGUUCCAACGAAGCAUGUCCUGGGCACUGCGAAAGUACUUGGACUUACUUUGAUAAAACUGAAGCCUGCUAUAAGACUUUCUUCGAAGCAAAUUUCUACGAUGCCGAAUACUUCUGUAGCACUCUUGGAGGACAUUUGAUUUCGAUUCACAGCUAUGACGAAAAUGUCUUCGUAGCUGAGUUAGCAAGAAUGGGAAGGCCAUGGAGUGACGCUCGUGACUUGACUUGGAUUGGUCUAAGGACUGAAGUUACACAAAGCAUGAAAUGGAACUGGACUGAUGGCACUAAACUUGACAAACUGUUCUGGGGUCGAAAUAGACCUAUCAACGACAAGGAAUGUGAUUGUGUGCUGAUGUACAGUGAUCCUUAUGUCGACGUGGAAUAUGGGUACCAGUAUCAGAAGUGGACAAACAAUUAUUGCGCCAUGUCUGUAAGAUCGUUUGUAUGCAAGAAAACGGCUUUGCAUUGAGCUAGCUUGCUUACAAUAACGAAUGAAACACGAACCUAUUCAGUGAUUCAUAAAGUUCAUUCAAUAAAGCAUUAACAAAUU
Messenger RNA from Cylicocyclus nassatus, 786 nucleotides. NCBI's taxonomy places the organism in Eukaryota, Metazoa, Nematoda, Chromadorea, Rhabditida, Strongylidae. The record is from the annotation of a GenBank genome assembly.